Alosa alosa (allis shad) is the source of this 2434-nucleotide messenger RNA. Its product is annotated as synaptotagmin-16-like. NCBI's taxonomy places the organism in Eukaryota, Metazoa, Chordata, Actinopteri, Clupeiformes, Clupeidae. Bases 357 to 2342 code for a protein of 661 amino acids. The transcript is spliced from 7 exons. The record is from RefSeq and is a predicted model, not a curated record.
CUUCGCCCGCGUCGGGGGCCUGCCCUGCCUGGAACAGUACAGCCGCCGCCGCCGCAAGGAGCGCGGUGUGCACCAGGGCCUGGAUGGACCACAGGAGCACAGACUUAGCUACGUGCCGCCCAUCCUCUGUCUGGAUCUGCUGUUGUACCUGAGCUUCUCUUUCUGGAGUGACUUUGGGUUUGUCAAAGAGAUGAUGGUAGGUUUGUAGUCACGCCCUCCUCCUCCUCCUCCUCCUCCUCCUCCUCCUCCUGUUCCUGCUCCUGUUCCUGCUCCUACUGCUCCUUAUUCUGCUCCUCCUGCUGCCCUUGUUCCUCCUCUUCCACUUCCGCUUCACUCUGAAGUGACGUCGGGUCAUCAUGACGUCCUCCUGGGGCCCCAGCUUCCAGGCGUUCUCGGCGCGGCUGGUCGAGAUGUCGGAGGCGUUCUCGGCCAGCCUCCUCAGCCUGCGCCAGCCCGCGCCCGCCGAGCCGCCAGAGCCGGACCAGAAGAACCCCUCAGAGCCCGCCGCAGGUUCUGGCUCGGACUACGAUGACAAUGACAACGACAACGACAACAACACUGAUCGCAAAGGAGACCUGGAGAAGGAGGCCGAGGCUACAGGGGCCACAGGGGACAGGCUGCAGGCCCUACAGGCCGAGUUGGCAUGCAGGGGCCUGGGCGGCAGGCCACCGUCUGACCCCUCGCCUGACCAGCUGUCCAUCAUAGCGGAGGAGAGGGAGGACCUGGAGAGCCAGAGGAGCAUGGCAAACUCCCGCUCAGUGAACAGCUUUGGCGAUGAUGGGGAGCAGUCGAGCUCGUCGGAUAGCGAGGACGACGUGGCGAAGCAGUUCGAGAUCUCCGUUUCGCGCUCGCAGAGCUUCCGCACAGGUGCCCAAGAGGCGGGCAGCGCACAGGGAGCUCAAGGGCGCCAGCACAAGUUCACCCGUCUGCUGUCCGACCAGGAAGAGGGCACCACCGAACCCUCAGACUGUGAGGAUAUGGACGCUGUGAGCCAACGCAGUUUCCGGGACCCGCUGACCUCCAGGCCCGUGUCCCGCUCAGGGGCUGAGGACGCGCGGCCCAUCCGUGACCCCCUCCACGCCUGCGGGGACGGAGACAGAGACUCCCUGGGCUCCCAGGAGCCGGUGGAGACACGGGAGGAGGCCGUCACCCCCACUCCCACUCCCACCCCCAGGGAGAGGGGCAGCAGCAGCAGGGCGGGCAGCAGAGCCAGCAGCCGGGCUGGGAGCUGGGCAGAAAGCCAGGCGGGCAGUGGCACGGGCAGCCGGGGAGGCAGUCGACAGGGGCGGCGUAGGACCCCCGACAGCCUGGAGAUGGUGGAGUCCAUGGCCAUGGAGAACCAGGCCUACGAUCACGAGGGCACCGACAGCUCCUCCACCUGGAGCCCAGAGGUACCGCUGUGUGUGUGUGAGAGUGUUAGUGUGUGUGUGUGUGUGUCUGUGUGUUCACGCAGGCUGGUGGUGGUCCUUGACUACCGGCCCACCUCCGCCAAGCUGCUGGUCACCGUGGUGACGGCGCACGGCAUCCCGGACAAAGGCGGCGCCAGGCGGCAUGGACUCCCUGGCGGAGUGCUGCCGUGCUGCUGCCCGACCAACCCAUUGCGCCACAAGGCAGUGCAGGCAGCGGCUCAGCCAGCCCGGCUGACACCUUCAGCCCGGCACCUGGAGCCGGGCGAGCUGGCCGCGUCGGCGCUCCGGCUGCGCCUGUACGCGCUCGGGCGCAUGAGCCGCGAGCGCAUGAUGGGCGAGGCCGUGUACCGCCUCGCCAAGCUCAACGCCACCACCAACACCGGCGAGACCGAGGUCAUCCUCACCCUUGAGCCACGCAGCAACCUGAGGAAUGCUGGAUCCCAGCAGAGUCUCUCGGCCGUGUCCCAGAGUGACAGCGCCUCGUCCAGCCAGUCUCUGGCCCACGGAGGGACCCCGGAGCUGCUGGUGGGUCUGGCCUACAACCCCACCACCGGCCGCCUGGCCGUGGAGCUCAUCAAGGGCAGCCACUUCCGCAACCUGGCCCUCAACCGCCCACCUGACACUUAUGGCAAGCUCACCCUGCUCAACUCCAUGGGCCAGGAGAUCUCGCGUUGCAAGACGUCAGUGCGGCGCGGUCAGCCCAACCCCGUCUACAAGGAGACCUUCGUCUUCCAGGUGGCCCUCUUUCAGCUGUCGGACGUGACGCUCAUGGUGUCCAUCUACAACCGGCGCAACAUGAAGCGCAAGGAGAUGAUCGGCUGGCUGGCGCUGGGCCAGAACAGCAGCGGCCGCGAGGAGCUGCUCCACUGGCAGGACAUGAAGGAGAGCGGCAACCAGCAGGUCUGCCGCUGGCACCCACUGCUGGAGGGGUAGAGAGGGAACAGAAGGAGAGAGGGAGGGAGGAAGAGAGAAAUGGAUGGAAAAAGAGAGAGGAGGGGAGAAAGGGAGAGAGAUGGAUGGAGUGG